Hypoxylon fragiforme is the source of this 2408-nucleotide messenger RNA. Its product is annotated as G protein-coupled glucose receptor regulating Gpa2-domain-containing protein. Bases 438 to 2381 code for a protein of 647 amino acids. The transcript is spliced from 3 exons. Lineage: Eukaryota; Fungi; Ascomycota; Sordariomycetes; Xylariales; Hypoxylaceae. Gene Ontology annotation, biological process: adenylate cyclase-activating G protein-coupled receptor signaling pathway. The record is from RefSeq and is a predicted model, not a curated record. Gene Ontology annotation, cellular component: plasma membrane. Gene Ontology annotation, molecular function: G protein-coupled receptor activity.
CCGCACUACCGUCUUUUCACCCAAUAUUUGACCUCGUCCCUGUAUAGGAUCGGAUCCAUCUACUAGAUAUUCACACUAUCACUGGUUGCAGAACCGGGUUCGCUGUCUCCUUGUGCAUCUCAACCCUUUCAAAGAUGCACAACAUGACUCUCUAAGUUCACUUGCGUUACAUAGACCUGAACGCACCACCUAUUCCUGACCUAUACCUGUACCAAAACUUGCUACCAAAGAAUAUGCUUUCGCAUUGCUGCGACACUUAUGUCCGGAUGUGAAUCUCUUUCUCAACUUGAGCUCUUGGGCUAUAGCAAAAGCUCACACCAACGCCUGCCAUUAUGAAAUUCGAAUCUCGACCCAGAUAAUAGACACUCUAGAAUUAUGACAGACUAUCGACUCCCAAAUCCGCAUCCCAAGCCUCCAUUCUGGCCACAACAGCAGAGAUGGCUCCCAUAGCAAUACCGCCGGAUUUAUCUCGGUUUACCAAAUACCCUGCAUUUCACAUCACUACCUUCACGAAGCGCAACCUUGAAAGGCAGGCAACUACAGAUGACCCGGGACUCGUGGCUCUUGCAUCCGUCUCGCUCUCCCUCGCUUCAGUCAGUGUGCUUGCUGCCCUAUGUGCCUUCUACUGGUUUGUCAGGAUGAGGAGGAGCUUCCGACACGACUUAAUAAUGCUUCUAAUUCAAAGCGAUAUGAUCAAAGCAUUGUGGCUCGUCAUCAGCCCGAUUGCCUUUUUUGCUAAUGUACCCAUCACCUCGGGAUCGGCUUUCUGUCAAGCCUCCGGGUUUUUCCUAACCGUUAGUAUCGAGGCCUCGGAUAUCGCUGUACUUCUGAUUGCCAUACACACAGCCUUGUUUAUAUUGAGGCCGAGGAGUUCGAGUGGGGCGGCAGGUCUCUAUCCAUUUCGACGGAUAGCGUAUGCCUGCUGGGCCAUCAUCCCCGUCGUGCUGGGUGCUAUUGUUCCCCUCACUGGAGGUAAAUUUGUGAGCAAUGGCCCGCAUUGCUACUUACCGCUCCACCCAUUUUGGUAUCGUAGCGCCCUCAGUUGGAUCCCUCGCUACAUAAUUUUUGCCAUCAUCAUUGUCACCUACGUGUGCCUUUACAUAUACGUUGCGUUGCAACUUCGACGUUUUGGCAGGGACCAAAGACGUGCUAGCGCAGCAUACAGCGAUCACCCCAGCCAGAGACGCCGAAAAAAUCACCGCCGUGACGAUAGCAGCGAUAUACUCUCCACAUCAACACCACCGUUGGCAGAAUAUAAUCACUUGGACUCGGAACGAGACAGUUUAGCGAAGGAUGAUGAUCGAAGAGGUCGUCGGCAUUCCGUUAGCUCAGGUAACACCGCCUUGGACUCUGGCGUGGUAACAGCAAUGCCCUCGAGGCCACCUACACAGACACGGAGAAGCUCAGUCAGAUGGAACACUGUAGAUUUUAGCCAGUUCCGCCCCACCGAGCCUGGAGCAGGGCAAGAUGGCCUAAAUGGUUUCGUGAGCCUUAAGUCGUCAGUACGGGGUCCGGAAGCCACCAUCCCGAUUCAAGCACCUGAGCCAGUCUAUUACAGCUCGAUAUCACCCAGAAAUUCCCAACAACUGGGACGCAGUCGUUCGAGUCGUUCGAGGUCCCACAGAAAACGAUCGAUGUCGGUCAGUGCACGGAACAUACCCAGUCCUGUGUGCACGAUGUUAGGCGCCUUCCGUUGCGGCCCCCCACGGCCUGAGGGCGGCAGUCAAUCUGAUUCGUCCAACUCGGUCAAUCUCGAGGACGAUACUGAAGAAACCAUGCGUCGGUUGCGUGACAAGCAGCUACGACAACUUCGCCUCCUCCUUGUUUACCCGGCCGUUUAUAUGCUAACGUGGAUCGCGCCCUUCGCAUCGCACAUUGUGCGGUAUAGUAAAGCUUACGCGGAUGGAAAUGAAUUAUCUCUCGCACUGCCCUCCUUAGCUCUCCAAAUCAUAAGCAUCGGCAGCCUAUCCAUCGGAGCUGCCGUCGACUGCUGUUUUUUUAGUGCCUGGGAAAAGCCAUGGCUGCACCUUCGCGGCGGGUUCUGGGAAGGUCUGGCCUCGAGGCUGAGAAUCCGAAGGCCAAUGCGGCAUAGGAGGCGAGGUGUAGGCCGUACUCGCGACGAGAUGUUUCUAGAUGCGAGGACGGCACGUUCACGCCGCGAACAAGAGGAGAACUUAGAGAAUCUAAGCAACGAUGCUGCAGCUGCGAUUAGGAGGAGGUCUCAGGGUAUACCAGAGCCGAACUUGACAGUGCGGGAAUGGUGGGAUGUGUUGGACGUGGAUUGUUCAUCUCACGAAUCAAGCACGGCGGAUUCCUCACCAACAAGCACGGAGCCGGAGCCGGAUUUGGAGGGCAGGAAUAGCGCAUCAACAACUAAAUAAUCAUUUAUAAUUCGGUAUCGGCGUCGG